AUGGCAUCGCCCUCGCUGCCGUCUCUCCUCCUCCCCUUCCUCCUGGUCGCGCUUCUCACGGACAGCGGGCGGACGGACAGCGGCUGGGACCCCGCCGGAUACCUGCUCUAUUGCCCUUGCAUGGGGAGAUUUGGAAACCAAGCAGACCAUUUUCUAGGAUCUUUGGCAUUUGCUAAGAUGGUGAAUCGGACCUUAGCUUUGCCUCCUUGGAUUGAGUACCGCCAUCACAGGCCUCCUUUCACAAAUCUACAUGUUCCAUACAAGGAAUACUUCAAGAUUGCACCUCUGCUGCAGUACCACCGUGUCAUCACCUUGCAGGAGUUCAUGGAGAAGCUGGCCCCUGUCCACUGGCCACCUGGCCAAAGAGUGGCCUAUUGCUUUGAAGCAGCGGCUCAGAGAAGUACUGACAAAAGGACUUGCCCUAUGAAGGAUGGAAACCCUUUUGGGCCCUUUUGGGAUCAGUUUGAUGUGGAUUUCGACAGGUCAGAGCUGUUUGGAGGCCUUUCCUUCAGUGCCUCUUACAAGGACCACUGGAUCCGAAGGUUUCCAUCCUCUGAACAUCCUGUGAUUGCCCUUCCUGGUGCACCAGCCCAGUUCCCAGUUUUGGAGGAGCAUCGGUCGCUGCAUCGAUACAUGGUGUGGUCUGAUGAAAUGGUGGACAAGGGCGAGUUCUAUAUUAAGUCGUUUCUGGUCAGACCCUAUGUUGGGAUCCAUUUGCGUGUGGGUUCAGACUGGAAGAAUGCCUGCAAUAUGUUGAAAGAUGGCACAGCUGGAUCACACUUAAUGGCUUCACCACAAUGUGUGGGCUAUGAUCGGAAUACUGCCACCCCCCUAACCAUGGACAUGUGUUUGCCAGACCUGAAGGAGAUCAAACGAGCCCUCAAACUCUGGGUGAAGAGGAUUGAUGCAAAAGCUGUGUACAUUGCCAGUGAUUCUGAACCCUACACCAAAGAAAUACAGCAGCUUUUCAAACAAAAGAUAAAAGUGGUGCAUUUGCAACCUGAAGUAGCCCAGAUCGAUUUGUACAUUCUUGGUCAGUCUGACCAUUUCAUUGGAAACUGUGUUUCCUCCUUUACGGCCUUUGUGAAACGAGAGCGUGAUGUGCACGGGAGGCCGUCCUCCUUUUUCGGCAUGGACCACCCCCCCAAGCUGCGUGACGAAUUGUAGCUGGCAGCAGAAGAGAUGGCUCUUGGCGCUCUGCGGUGGAUCCCCAACUUUCAAGGCCCAAUGCAAAUCUGGCAGUUGUGUGCGUCUGGAUGGGUAUAGUUUGGAGAUUCAUCCUGGUUUAUGAGUGGCCCAAAUAGAGAAAAAGGUGACUUUUAGGUCAUUCCUCUUCUCUUUGUGCUACAGGUGAAUUGGCCAGUCUACUCCGUUUAGUACCUGAGCUUCCCUGCUCUCCUUUCUAUGCUGUCUUACUACCUCUUUUGAAAUUGAUGGCACACAUGGUGCUUGCUUAAUACAUACUGUACUGUUCUCACAACAGUGUGGUCAGUGGUGGAAAAUAUUCAGAAGCUCAGAAUGGAGAACCAAACAGUCUAAUUUAAAUUACGGAAGUGUUUAAAUUACGGACUUGCUUUAUAUGGUUCACUUUAACAAUCUGCAGAAUGGAUUUAAUUCCUAUUUCCCAUGCCACAAAUGGGAGACAAGGAAAACGAAUUCGCUAUUAUCUGUGACACUUCUUAGGAUCGUUAGAGGAAUGUUAGUUCUUGUAACACUGGUGCUCUCUGGACCAGCAAUAGUGUCUGCAGUGAUCUGGACAGCAUGGCUGAUUAAACCUGGAUACAUGGAGAUUUUUUGAAAAUCAUACUUUAAGAGCCUUUUUUCCUAAUUUGCAUGAAUCACAGUCUCAGCAUUGUACAAAAUGGAAGUUUUAGCCAAGGAAUAAUUUUAGAAUAUCGUAAUCAUUCUUAUGAAAAUAUUAUCCUCUGGACACCCUUACAAUUUUGUAGGGAGUGCAUAUAACCAUUAGAACAUACACUGCUUGCAGUGGGUCAGUCUCUUCCUAAGUUGUCUCUUCUGCAAAUCUAGUCUGACUUCCAUCUUGAAACUAUUGUAUUCUUUUAGAACCUGUUAGAACAGGGAAAAUGCCAUUUUAACCCUAUAAGUCUCUUCUCUUCUCUUACAUUUUUCAAAUAAUCCUUCUAGUGUUUUUGAAGCUCUGGGUUCUUAAAAAGCUCUGAAAGAAAUAACCACUAAGCCUACUUUUAAUUUACUUUCAGAUUAUUUUCAAAGAGAAAACGGUUUUUAAAAAAGACUUCUACCUGUCCCUUAAGUGUUAUCACAAGUUUCUCUCUCUAUGUCUGAACUAUAUCAGUGAAGCACCUCUAGAAUUCUUUGUGAAUCAACAGUAGCCAGCAGAUCUGCAGAAUUAUCAGUUACCUUUUUCUGACAAUAUUUAUUAUUCAAGUAAUAACAGAUAACAGUGACAAACAACGGAUUCCGGAUUGUGAGCAUUGACAAAUUGACCUGGUGAUUGCUGCCAACUUGGUUGAGUUUCAAAGGGGACUGGACACAAAUACAAGUUCUGAGUAUUAGUUACAAUCUGCCAUUGGCAGCCCUAUCCUCCACGUGUUUAUGUGAUAUCUCUUUGAAGCCUCAUAAACCAGGGGUCAGUUUCACAUUGGGUGAAGGCAAAUCCUUUAAUUAUGUACUCCAGGAAGAACCUCUUUGUCUUGGCAAUCCCAGUUCCUAUUGCCAAUUUAUUUCAUUCGAACAGGCCAUGUGAGUGUCAAUUUCAUGUCCAUAUUUUUCUAGUCGUCUGGCCAUUGUCUUCCUUUUUCAUUGUUGUACAUUUUUCCCUCCCAUAUGAUUCUUCCACAGUUAAAAUACAAAUUUGAAAAUAGAUGUCUGUGUUUCUACUAUUAAGAGAGAAUUUCCCCUCCCAUAUAAUUCUUCCACAGUUAAAAUACAAAUUUGAAAAUAGAUGUCUGUGUUUCUACUAUUAAGAGAGAAAUGGCCCCUAUUGCUUUCGCCAUACCACUCAGAACUUUGAAAAUAUUCUCUCUUAUAUAAGAAGUUAAGGUUAUGGUACAUGGAGUCACUUUGGAACUUCAUUUUGGAGCUCUUAGCUAGCUCUGAAGCAUAAGCAUUCAUAUUUGUAGGUUUCCUAAUUCUGGCCAAGCAAGGUCUGUAAAGCAGAAGAGAAUCUCUUGUAUUUGAGCUUCAAACAGCUUGUUGUUGGGUGUGUGUGUGUGUAGGAAAUGCCAAGCUCUCCAAUUAAUAAAAUACAGGCAUUGAAUAAGGACCCUUGCAUUUGUGCUACGAGAUAGCAGGAACUGAAAACUGGAGUUAGCUGGAAAUUGUGGGCUUUGACUCCACAAGUACUUUGAUAUUCUACAUUUAAAUGACGGGCUCAGGAUCGAGAACUUCAGGGUAUCUAUUUGUGCCAUGUAAAAUAGCAAAAGCCAUAUUUUAAUAUUUUUAAUUAAACAUACAAAAAUAACUUUGUAUUCCUUUUCAUAAUAAAAAUAGUCCUCUUAUGCCUGUUUUUGACUUGAAUUAUAUAUAUUUGUAACUCC
Molecule: messenger RNA, 3518 nt
Organism: Pogona vitticeps (central bearded dragon)
Lineage: Eukaryota; Metazoa; Chordata; Lepidosauria; Squamata; Agamidae
Gene: POFUT1
Product: protein O-fucosyltransferase 1
Biological process (GO): Notch signaling pathway; protein O-linked glycosylation via fucose; regulation of Notch signaling pathway
Cellular component (GO): endoplasmic reticulum
Molecular function (GO): peptide-O-fucosyltransferase activity
Source: RefSeq, a predicted model, not a curated record